CUGCCACAUCAAGAAAAUCCUUUCUCUCUCCUCCAACAACACUCCGGCGCCGUCUCUCUCUCUCUCUUUCUCCGAUGGCGAUCAAGCGCCUCCGAACCAAGUGGACUCCGAUUCAGCGCGAAACGCUCGAGAAGGCCUAUUCAGUGGAGAAAACUCCGUCGGAGGCGACGAAGGAGGAGCUGUCGAAGCAGUUGGAGCUCGGGUAUGAGCAAGUCACGGUUUGGUUCAUGAACCGGAGAGCCAAGGAUCGGCGGCAGGGGCUUGUCGCCAAGAAGUCCAGAAUGACACGUCAUCAGCUCGCCACACUCGAGAAGACCUACGCCUCGGAGAAGAAUCCGUCGGUGUCGAAGAGGGAGGAGAUAGGGAAGAAGGUGGGGAUGAGUGAGAUUCAGGUGAGGCUGUGGUACAACAAGAAGAGGUUCGAGGAUCAGGGGAAGGAGAGGAAGAAGCGGGGUCCCGGGGCCAAGAAGGCGCCGAAAUCGGCACUGUCUUCGUCCUGUGAUCACCUGGCUUUCGUGUCCGCUGACCUCACUGGCAUUCCCAAUCCUGACACUCCCUGCAAAAGAUGUCAGAAUCCCAAUGAGAACUGGUGUUGUUUGUGCUGCAAGGACGUGUUCUGUAGUGUUGAUUUGACGAAUGGGCACUUGUUUCAGCAUUUCAAGCAGACAGAUCACUGUCUUGCUGUUAGCUGCAGUGAUAAAUCAAUUUGGUGCUACUCCUGCAAUUCAUUCUUAGAUGCCCAGGCAAUUCCACAAUUAAGUGUUUUUUCUUCAUCCUCCAAUGCUUCUGGGGGAGCCAUCCUCCUCAUCCAGGCUAGAGACCCCCGAUGCCUCUAAGGAUUCAUCCUCCUCAUCCAGGCUAGAGAACCUUGAUGCUCUGAUGGUUGAUGUUACUGAUCUCAUAUCCAAGCCAUCUCCAUGCCCCAAUUUUCAUCCAUUGGAGGAUAACUUAUUUGUCGACCAGGAUAAGCUUGCAGUAGCCAAGAAGGGACUCCAGAAGAUCUUUGAUUGUGGUUUAGAAGCUUUAGCUGAUCCCCACGUACAAGAAGAGUUUCUUGCUUAUU
Molecule: messenger RNA, 1063 nt
Organism: Fragaria vesca subsp. vesca
Lineage: Eukaryota; Viridiplantae; Streptophyta; Magnoliopsida; Rosales; Rosaceae
Product: double homeobox protein 4C-like
Exons: 7
Coding region: 75-836 (253 amino acids)
Biological process (GO): regulation of DNA-templated transcription
Molecular function (GO): zinc ion binding; DNA-binding transcription factor activity, RNA polymerase II-specific; DNA binding
Source: RefSeq, a predicted model, not a curated record